Molecule: messenger RNA, 1932 nt
Organism: Closterium sp. NIES-65
Lineage: Eukaryota; Viridiplantae; Streptophyta; Zygnematophyceae; Desmidiales; Closteriaceae
Source: the annotation of a GenBank genome assembly
AUGGGCGGGCGAUGUAACGGGGAUUGCGGAUGGGGCUGGCGGAGGUCAUGCAGGAUGAGUGGGGAAGGGGCCCGGGAGGCAGUUGACAAGCUAUCCAAUCCUCCAUCCACCGCGCCAUUCAUACGAGCAUACGCCGUCUCCCCUCCCUUCCCGUACAAACAUAAAACGUCUCCAGUGAAGGGAAGCAUGGUGGCAGGCAGAGGCCGAGACGCUGCUACUUUCCUUCUCUCCUUCCUUCCCCCUUCCGCUUACCUACUUUCUCCCCUUUCCCCUCCCGGGCUGCUGAGUCUUCGGGUAACCUGCAUUCUGUUGUGCAACCUGCGCACUGCUGGGUGGCGCCGUGCCAGUUUUCCUCCUCAGGGACGCGCAGCGGGAACACGAGGUGGGCUUGUUGGCCAAAGGGAGGUGCGCAUAGUGCAACGGUCGUCACUCUCCAUCGUAGUCCCCCCAUCCCCUCCCCCUUACACGUUCCCGUCCCCACCCCUUUCUUUAUUCCCAUCCCGUUUCCCAUCCCCUCUCAGGACCUCCUCCAUCCCUUUCAACUUCCUCCUCCCCUGGCCACAUGUCCGGCUCUUCUCUGCUCCUGCUUGCUGUUCCCAUGGCCUCUCUCACCCACCCGCACAGCCACUACUGCUCGCCAAGGCAUCAUCUCAGAGCAAUAUUGAACCUUUCUCUUCAGCCCUUUCUUUACCCUUAUGCAUUCGCAUUCACUUACCCCCCUCCCCCUUCUUUACCCACUCUCCCUCCCCGUACCCCUGCCAUUAUGCUUUCUGGCUACCUCUCCCCUUCCAAACCCCCCUCCUAUUAACCCUUCCCUUUCCCUUACCCAUUCCGACUCCCCUGACCCCAAUCUCCUACCCCUCCCCUGAUCCCAACCCUCGCAGCGCCAGCCGCUGCCACGAAUUGUCUUGCGAUUCGCAUCGAAUUCACGCGGUUCCAUUGGAUUGGCUGGGCGUGCGAUGGGCGAGUGCAGUAAUCACCACCGCGCAUGCAUGUCACUGUCAAGCUGGACUGGACAUUACCACACCGCCUGCACCACCUUUGCGCGGGUGUCAGGCCUCGGCCCUCGCCUCGUCACGCUCCACACCUGCCUCUCCUACACCAACUCCCAUCCCACGGAUUAACCGACGUCCGCCCCACGGAUUCCCGGUCCUUGGCGUGAUCCCACUGUUCACGAGCAACCUGGGAGCUGCUGGCAUGGCAGAGCUGCGCAGGAGGUGCAGGGCUGCAAGUUUCCCCGUGGCGAUGUUGUUCCCCACGGCGGAGCAGCGGGAGGAGGAGGUGCGUGGGGCGAGGAAGGUAGUGGGCUGGACUGACACUCUACAGCGUUGCACCCCAAUCCCCCUUCUCCCAUCACCCACAACUUUUCUCUCACCCACCUCAUUGAAUUUCCCUCUGGCCCCUCCUGGCUGUCCCACCGGUCCCUCCCACUGGCACCCCCUCCCCCACUCACCCACUGUGUUUCAAAGAAAAACUAACUUGUACCUUGCCACUUUUUGGCCCUCCCCAUCCCUCCCCACCACCCCUCCUUCCCAUCAGUCACCAUUUCUCUCCCACCUACCUCACUCGCAUCUACCUCCUUUCCUUUCCUUCUCUUCCCUCUCCUGCUCGUCCCUCUCCCGCUCUUCCCUCUCCCUCUCUUCCCUCUCCUGCUCUUCCCUCUCCUGCUCUUCCCUCCCCCGCUCUUCCCUCUCCCGCUCUUUCGUCCCCUGCUCUCCCCGCUUCGAUCACUCGUCCCUCGUCCCUCUCUCGCUCACCUGUCCCUUUGGCCCUCGCCUUGCUGUUCUGCUUAUUGUGAGCCCAGUACUUCUCCCCGCCAUGUCUCGCACUCGCUUUCCCAUGCUCGUGCGGGUCUUUCUCUCUCCUUGCCGAUCUUUCUCCCUCCUUUCCCCAUCCAACUGCACGGCCAAAGAUAAAUGCUUGAAGGAUUAG